Trichophyton verrucosum HKI 0517 is the source of this 402-nucleotide messenger RNA. RefSeq lists its product as uncharacterized. The annotation marks the transcript as partial. NCBI's taxonomy places the organism in Eukaryota, Fungi, Ascomycota, Eurotiomycetes, Onygenales, Arthrodermataceae. The transcript has 3 exons. The record is from RefSeq and is a predicted model, not a curated record.
AUGGGCAGCAGAUUCUUCUUCUGGUCGUCUUGUCUGUUGUUAAGCAGCAAAGUAGAGGACGAGGACGAGGACGAGGACCAGCGAGAUCGACACGGGCAAGGAAAAGAACGACUGCAGCGGCAACGCCUGUUCAAGUCAGUCUCUCUCUUCUUAUAUCUCUGCUAUAGUCUUCCUUCUUCUGUCUCUUGUUAUAUCUUCUCUUGUAAGUCCUCCUUCAACCCCUCAUCCAGGCCAGGUCACCAGAAGAGCAGGCGAGAAACGAGGGAGAAAAGACAAGAAGACAAGAAAGACAAGAAAGGAGGGUUUUGGGUUGUGCGGCGGUUUGGAAAGGAAGAAAAAAGUGUGAGAAAGGAAGAAAAAGGGAAGAAAAGGAAAAGGAAGAGAGAGAGAGAGAGAGAAGAA